Molecule: messenger RNA, 969 nt
Organism: Musa acuminata AAA Group (dessert banana)
Lineage: Eukaryota; Viridiplantae; Streptophyta; Magnoliopsida; Zingiberales; Musaceae
Exons: 3
Coding region: 246-773 (175 amino acids)
Source: RefSeq, a predicted model, not a curated record
CGCUCGUAUUCCACGGACGCCGCUGAACGGUGUACGCCGCACGCUGCCGCAGCCCCGCGAAUGCAGGGAGAAAGAAAAAGCCUUCGAUUAUGGCCAAGUCAUUCCCCCGAGUAGCUCUCUCUCUCUCUCUCUCUCUCUCUCUCUCUCUCCUCUUUAUAUCGCGAGGCGAGCUGCUCCUUGGCCAUGCACCCUACCAAUCGAUCCUGGUCUCUUCAAACACCAGCGCGUCCUACCUCGUCUGACCAAUGGCUUUCCCGGCGUCUUCGUCCGCGACGGCCUUGGUCCUCCUCCUAUCUCAGUUCCUCCUCCUCCUCCCGUCCGCCACAGCGGGGGUGAUCUGCGAGGACCUGCCGCAGGACCUGUGCGCGUUCGCUGUGUCGUCCGCCUCGAAACGGUGCCUGCUGGAGAACACGCAGCUCGGCCGGGGCCGCACCGAUUACCAGUGCAGGACGUCGGAGGCAGUGGCGGAGGGAAUAUCGGAUUGGAUAGAGACGGACGAGUGCGUGCGGGCGUGCGGCGUCGCCCGCGGCAACGUCGGCAUCUCCUCCGACUCCCUCCUGGAGCCUGACUUCGUGCAGAAGAUCUGCUCCGCCGAGUGCUACAGCAACUGCCCCAACAUCGUCGACCUCUACUUCAAUCUCGCUUCCGGAGAAGGUGUUUUCCUGCCGGAUCUGUGCGAGGCUCAGCGAGGGGACCCCCGCCGCGCCAUGGCGGAGUUUCUCAGCUCUGGAGCAGCACCGGGGCCGGGGGCUCCUCCUCCUGUUUCCACCUGAGAACGAGGGGGUGGCAUCUGUCCCUCGUCCCUCUUCUUCCUUGUUGCAGAUAACGAUGCGGUGCAUGCGGGGAGCCUGCAACUACUUGUCUUUUCGUCCAUAUAAUAAAACAUCAUACCAUCUCUUCUGUUUUAGGAUCAAUGAUACCUCAAUCAAAAUCUUUAUCGUUAUAUAUUCUUAUUAUUUUGCGAAUUCA